CUUUGUAGGCGUACAGCGAAGGUCAUGCACAUUACACUCUAAACAGGCAGGAUAUAUACAAGUGGUGAAUCCGAGCAGUCAACUCCAGAAGACCAACCCUGACCAGAACAUCACAACAAAGACUUGAUCUGUCAGCCAUGAAGGUCAUCAACAUGGGUCCGGACCCCUCUCUGGCUUAUCGGCCAAAUUUGGAGCAGACUGAAACCAAAGCAAAGGAAGACUACAGAAACUACGAGAGUGGAAGUCUCAUUGAUCGUGUAUUCAAAACAUACAAGCUCAUGCACACCAACCAGACGCUGGACUUUGUGAAUAAGAAGCACUCUGAAUGGACCAGUUGCAACCACACUGAGAUGGGGAUGAUGGACACCGUCAUGUCUCUGGACCAGCUGGUGGAUGAGUCUGAUCCUGAUGUGGACUUCCCCAACUCCUUCCACGCCUUCCAGACAGCGGAGGGCAUCCGCCAAGCACACCCAGACAAAGACUGGUUCCAGUUGGUGGGUCUGAUCCACGAUGUUGGGAAGAUCAUGGCUCUUUGGGAUGAAGCGCAGUGGGCUGUCGUUGGCGACACCUUCCCAGUGGGCUGCAAGUUUCAGAACUCCAUCGUAUACAGAGACAGCACCUUCCUGGAAAAUCCUGAUGAAAAAAAUCCCAAAUACAACACUGAAUAUGGCAUUUAUGAACCAAACUGUGGGCUCGACAAUGUCCUCAUGUCCUGGGGUCAUGAUGAGUAUCUCUACCGAGUUCUGACAUUCAACAAAUGCUCCAUCCCAGAGGAGGGGUUGUGUAUGAUCCGCUACCAUUCAUUUUACCCCUGGCACUCCCACGGGGACUACAAGCACCUGUGUGAUGACAAAGACCUGCGCAUGAUGCCCUGGGUCCAAGAGUUCAACAAAUUUGACCUGUACACAAAAACCACCGACCUGCCUGACGUCGACAAACUCAAGCCGUACUAUCAGACUCUGAUCGACAAGUACUGUCCAGGAAUACUGAAGUGGUGAAAAAGACAAAGGAGAGGGAUUACAAAUGUUGAAUAACUAAAUGAUAUGAUAAGCAGUUACUUUAUAGUAACACUUAAACUGGA
Molecule: messenger RNA, 1081 nt
Organism: Labrus mixtus (cuckoo wrasse)
Lineage: Eukaryota; Metazoa; Chordata; Actinopteri; Labriformes; Labridae
Gene: miox
Product: myo-inositol oxygenase
Exons: 10
Coding region: 138-998 (286 amino acids)
Biological process (GO): inositol catabolic process
Cellular component (GO): cytoplasm
Molecular function (GO): inositol oxygenase activity; iron ion binding
Source: RefSeq, a predicted model, not a curated record